UUUCUACACAUAUACAUUUGUUCAGUUCUCAGUUGUUUUUAUUGUAUGCAUGCAAUUAAAUGCAUUCAAAUGCAAAAGAGCGUAUCUUCUCCCUUUCAGCAAUAAAUAUGGUGUGGUUUCCAGCAAGGUAUGACUGAAAGGGAUUUCAUAUGGAAAACAAAGAACGAAGCUGGCAAUAUCCUUAAAUAUAAUUCUGCAGAGAAUAAGGAGAUGUCCGAUUUCAUCAUUGAAUUCGUAAAAGGUCAAUAUCCUGACGAAGUGGAGGGGGUUGUAAGAGAAGAAAUAAAGACAAAUUUUGAAUCGUUCAAAGCAAAGAAACGAAGAGAAGAGACUGGUAAACAAGAAGAACAUAACAAGAAAAUGGCUGUGUACAGCAGAUUGAAAAGAAAAUUAAACAACAGAAAAAAGGCAUUAAAAGAAAAAUCCAGCAUGCCAAAAGAACAAAAAGAAACAGUUACUAGUAUGCAAAGUAUGGAGAUACAGUAUAUGUCUUCUGAACAAACCGAUUCAGAACUGAGACGAAGGGUCGAUUAUCGUCACACUUCUGCCUUGGAGGUCUGACGACUUUGACAAAUUAGUCAAAAAACCUAGACCAGAAACACGAAAAUAAACUGAGCAAGAGAAGCAGACGACAGAAUAAUAUUCGAAAGGUUGGGGCAGUUUCUUUAAGGAAAAAACCAGAAGUCGUGCCAGGACAUGAAUGGGUGUUUAGAUAGUAAAAAUCAUUGAUUAAACUGUAUAUUGUUUAGGUAUGCAGUAAUUGCUACAUGUAAUUGUUAUUAAUUUUUACAUAAUUAAAUGUCCAAAGCUACAAAAACAAAGAAAAUCGCUGGUAAUUUUCAAUUAUUAUGUUAACAUAUUUCAGUCUUCACGAAAUGAAAUGGAUGCGAACAAUUAUACAAAAAAUACACCCUCAUGUCAGCAUACCGUCUUCAACAACAACAAGCGGAUCGUAGGAGGAUGUUUUGAUACAAAUAGUUAAUUAAAAGUGCUUCUUGAAACAACAAUACUGUAGUAAUAGGCAAAAUUAUAAAUAACAUGUCAUUGGCAAAACAAAAUUAUAACCUUUUUGAUUUGAAACCUAACAUCACGGAAAAUAUAUGUAAACAAUGAUUAUUUUAUUGAAUUUUCUCCGUUGUUUUUGUUCAAUAUAUGAUGUGCUCCUGCGUAAACAAGUAGUUUAUUUUAUUUGCACACACACAGUAGUAAAUUGUUUAAGACAAAAUGGAAAUUCUUCGAAAUAGUGAGAAACUUCGGAUAAAUUAAAUUUCAAUAUGUUUUAAUGUUUCUUUUGUGUGUGAUUAUACAAUAUAUGAAAUAGCCAUGUAGUAGUAAUAAAAGUGAAUCUGCUAUCCUGAUGUAAGCAAUUAUACAAUGCAUGUAGACAACAGCUGGUUUUACAUUAAAAAUCCUUGUCUUUGUGAAACUCUUCAUUGUGUAUUUUGCUCAUUGGUGUCCAAGCAAGCAUAAUCAAAUAUAAUAUUUUAAACACAUACACACGUACGUAACUAGGGACUUAUAAUAUUAUGGGAUUCGUUAUACCAAUUGAACAAUGAAAGGGAAACAACUCUUGUUAGAAUAAGAA
Messenger RNA from Mytilus trossulus (common blue mussel), 1585 nucleotides. RefSeq lists its product as uncharacterized. Lineage: Eukaryota; Metazoa; Mollusca; Bivalvia; Mytilida; Mytilidae. Bases 130 to 561 code for a protein of 143 amino acids. The record is from RefSeq and is a predicted model, not a curated record. The transcript is spliced from 4 exons.